Aplysia californica (California sea hare) is the source of this 2605-nucleotide messenger RNA. RefSeq names its product GTP-binding protein Di-Ras2. Lineage: Eukaryota; Metazoa; Mollusca; Gastropoda; Aplysiida; Aplysiidae. Gene Ontology annotation, biological process: signal transduction. Gene Ontology annotation, molecular function: GTPase activity; GDP binding; GTP binding. Gene Ontology annotation, cellular component: plasma membrane. The coding region runs from base 64 to 660 and encodes 198 amino acids. The record is from RefSeq and is a predicted model, not a curated record. The transcript is spliced from 2 exons.
CAAAAACCUUUCUUGUCUCCUUUCUCGCAGAUCCCCAAAGACCGAUCUGUACGAUUACGAGUCAUGCCGGAACAGUCCAACGACUACCGGGUGGUGGUGUUUGGAGCCGGAGGUGUGGGCAAGAGCUCGCUCGUCCUCCGCUUCGUGAAGGGCACAUUCAGAGAGAACUAUAUCCCGACCAUCGAGGAUACAUACAGACAGGUGAUCAGCUGCAACAAACAAGUGUGUACUCUCCAGAUCACAGACACCACAGGGAGCCACCAGUUUCCUGCCAUGCAGCGCUUGUCCAUCUCCAAGGGGCACGCCUUUAUUCUCGUAUACUCCAUCUCCAGUCGGCAGUCGCUGGAAGAACUCAAACCUAUCAGAGACGAGAUUGUCGAAAUGAAAGGAGAUAUUGAGGGAAUUCCCGUUAUGCUCGUUGGGAAUAAAUGUGAUGAAGUGAACCGUGAGUGCACCGUGCAAGAAGGUGCGGAACUCGCAAAGCGGUGGAACUGUGCUUUUUUAGAAACUUCUGCGAAAACAAACCACAAUGUGAAAGAGCUUUUCCAGGAACUUCUGCAGUUGGAAAAACGGCGAGCUGUGAGUCUGCAGUUGGAAACAAACAAGUCCAAAUCACAGAAACGACGUGAUAAGUUAAAGGGCAAGUGCGCGCUCAUGUAAUUAUUUCUAGCCUUGUUGUUUGUUUGUUUGUUUUUCUACGCUGAUUGUGUUUUGUUUUUCCUUUAAUCAAUUUUUUUUCAUAAUACUGUUUGUUUUAUUAUAUUUUCAAUCAAGCAUUUCAUCCUAAUAUUAUUCCUUUCGUUUGCUUGUAGACAUAUCUUAAUAGAAAUGGUCUGAUAUUGCAGCAUUGCGUGCUGGUGUCUCUCGAUUACUUUUUUUUCUUUUGUAAAUAUUACCGAAAUGAACAACAACAACAACAAACAAUUUGUCCGUGACUUGACAUUCUACAAUGGCACUUGAAGAGAUGCAGUCUCUGCCUAUUGACUCUUUGUAUGUUCUUAUUUAUGAUGAAGACGGUGUGAAUUUCUACAGAACAUAAUAUUAUUAUUACGAGCGCUCAUGACAAACUUGGCAUUGGUAGCCUAGUGGUUAGAGGGUUCAAGCUUCAGCUCAGUCCCGACGUUGUGUCCUUAGGAAAGACACUUUACAUGAGUUUCCCAUUUGGCUCGGUCCUUUCGGAGAUAGACGUUAAACUCCUGCCUCUUGAAUAAUCUAACAGUGUUGAUAGGGGUGUUAAACCUAUACAAUUGCACCAUAUGUUUCCAUGACUAACUUUUUCUACUCAGAAAUCGAUGUACAGAAAAGUGGGAAGACAUGGAAUAACACCAAGAGGCUAGCCCAGGAUAGAGAAAAGUGGAGGGUGUUUGUCCGUGGCCUAUACCCUGGUGCAGGGUGAGAAAGGCACUGAUGAUAAUGACUAACUUUUUCUACUAGUCUGUUCAGUGAAAGAAGUGUUACGCCUAAACAAUACGCGCAGUCAAUCAUUCAACGUUUUACUGAGAUUUCGGCCAAGAUGUGUCUGCUCAAACUUUCAAUUGACUGAAAACAUUUUACGUCUUCAUCUACACAAUUUAGAUCAAUUAGGGGGCCGGUUGCUCCAACCUUUCUUGUCGGGGCCGGCCUGGGCCCAGUGGGAUUCCGCAUCAAAGCAGAAAUACGAAGAUACCCGAUUAAAUAAACUUCCGUUCCAGGGAAUCGAAUUCUUGUUUUCUGCGAGCACCAGCAAAAGGGUCUAACAACAACAACACCCCAAAAGCUGACAAUUCAUGUAUUUAAAAAAAAAUUUUUUGCUGCACUAUUAAUUAAGGAUUUCUGAAAAAAUUUUCCUUCCAUUUAUAAUUCUAAUUCUGUUGAAGUUUAAAGUACAGAAACGGUAUAAGAUAUCAAAAGAAAAAUAAUAACAACAAUUCCACCAACAACAACACAACAACAACAACAACAACAACAACAACAACAACAACGACACCAGCAGCAGAAGCAGCAGCAGCAGCAGCAACAACAACAACCCCGACAACCAUAAAUAACAACAGCAACAAAAGCUACUACUUCUUCAGCAGCGGUAACAACUUUAAAAACAACUCAACAACAACAUCCAACAGAAAAAAAUGUUGACUCUUUUUGCUGGUGUUAGAAUCAAGACUGACUUGUCUGCGAAACAAAUCUUGAAACACGCAGAUGGUAUAAUUAAUUUUUUUUCAACCCGCGUAUAGUCAACAUCGAUGCCACUUUAUGAAAAACCUAUCUACUUGUUGUUUUUAACCCGAGGAGUAAAAUCAAUGCUUCACUGAGUUUUUAUUUACAAUAUUAUGUUUUCAUUUUGAGUGGCCUACUCCUUUGGGCCACCCAUGAAAGCAAAACUUUUUUGGGUUUUUUUCGCUUUAUGUUUAUGUUUUAAAAAAUUGAAACUGUGAAACAAAGUUAAAUGAUCUCUCACCUGAAAUGUUGACUUGAACGUUUCAGUAGCGACAGUUUUCAGAUAUCUUGUGAUAUAUGUGUUCAGCAAUAUUUAAUUUCAGGGUGUGGAACCACACACAAUCGGCUGUGGGCUUAUUUAGUAUGUUAGCAGCUUAUCAUUCAUUUAUGUAUUUGAAUAAAGUUAGUGAAU